AUGCCCCGAACAUCUUCAACACCGCUUUCUCCGCAAGGCAUGCCCCGGUCAUCAAGCGCUGCAGCCAUCAACAACAACAACCCCAAAGUUCGCUCUCAGACCAGUUCUAGGAUAAUUCGGGCCCAAAUCUCAAGCCCUAUUCCCAUACCAGAUUCACUGGACAAGGAGCUGGCCAUGAGACCACAAGAAGUUGGCUUUUCUGGGCACAUACCUCAGCACGUUAACCUCGCCAACCCCUCCAUGGACAUCUCACGACCGUCAGCGGAGUACGCUCGCCGCCGCAUCUCUUUCACACCUGAGCGAUCUCGGUCAGUUCUCCGAACGGCACUUAGCAAAAUAUUCGGCCGCAAAAAGGGGCCCCGGCCCAAGACGGGCCUGGCUUCUGCAGGCUCAGAGGAGGAUGGACAAAACCAGCAUUACAGUGAUCUCGCCAACAAUCCUGCCCCUGUUCAGAGCCCACCUCCGCAAGUGUCUGAAUCCAUUCCCAUUUCUGAAUAUGAUCGGGCGUUACGGUCCCAUUCCGUUGGUCCCGAGGAUGUGCUGGCCAUCCGGAGUGCGCGCAGCCCAGUCAACACAGAGUACAGUGGCCACCACAGAAGGCGCACCGGAACCGGUAGUGAUGCUCACCCGGCCAGUGCACGCUGGGUGAAGCCGACGGGAUUGACUCCACGUCCUGCCAGCACUCAGGAUUGGGGAAGCAGGCUGGUUGAUGACAGCCAUGACCCGGAAGAGAUUGGCCGUGCCAUUACUACAGGCCUUAAACGCCGGUCCAGGAGCCUGUCAUUUAUUCCUUUAGUCGACUCUACCCCCGCCCCUAGCAUCACACGGCGCCGCAGCGACGAGAUCCCUCGUGGAUGGCGAGAAAGCUACGACCAAGAUCCCACGUCCCCUCUAUCAUCAACGGCUCCAGAUGGCGAGGAUCGGGCCACCUUCAUCAGCGACAAAUCAGACGAUGAGUCCAAGGCAGAUGACGAGGCAGAGAUGCCGGAUGAAAUCGACUCACCGGUAAAGCCCUUUACCUUUAGUAACAUCCCGUACAUGACAGAGUUUGCCGGCACGAGCAUGAAAAUCACAGACGCCGUCGGUCUUGAGACGCGGAUUGGCCAAGUUGAAAAUCGUUUAAGCCUGGUGGAGGGGCUUCUGACGCAUGCCCGUCAAGCGUCUCCAUUUUCUGGGUUGCCAGACGAUGCCUCAGAAAAAUUGGCGCCACCUGCACCUGUAUGGUCGUCUACCUUCGCAACGGCGGUUCGUCCAUCUUCUCAUUCCUCUGCUCAGUUUUCUGGGACCUCUAGACUCUCGUUUGGCGAGAUUCCGAUCUAUGCUCGAUCAACAAGCCAACAAGCAACAAAGCAGCCCAUGUUUGCUACCCCGGAGCGACCAGCGCUUGCGUCCAGCCUCCCUACAGGUUCCAAUAUGCUUUCCAAAUCCCUGCCUACAGGAUCAUUCCUCAUGGAUCACGAAACUUACAAUGCACUCCUAACAACAAUGGAGAAUGAUCGCGCUGCUCGGAUAGCAUUAGAGGCGCAAGUAAUGGAACUCAGCCGACAGGUUAGCCGCCUUUCCAAAGGCCUGUCUACCACUCGUGCAGCCCAAACGAAAGACGACGUUGCAUCUCACCCCCUUGGGAAGACGUCCGUUUUGGAUUUUGGGGACACCAGAGGAGGCUUGGUAACAAGGGAUGGUGGCCUGAGUUAUAAGAGAGAUCACAAUGAAGAUUCUGGCAUUGGUACCGAAGCUGGCGACAAAGAGGAGUACCCUGAAUCAUUUGCCACGCUGAGCGACGAAGGUCAAAAUGCAGAUUUACCAUUCAGCACACCUAACGCAGCAUUGUCGCUUUCUAAGCUCACAAUGAUGGGUGGCAUCCCGGCAUCUCAGCAAGCAUUAUCGCAGACCAUCUAG
Molecule: messenger RNA, 1899 nt
Organism: Trichoderma virens Gv29-8
Lineage: Eukaryota; Fungi; Ascomycota; Sordariomycetes; Hypocreales; Hypocreaceae
Exons: 2
Coding region: 1-1899 (632 amino acids)
Source: RefSeq, a predicted model, not a curated record